Bursaphelenchus okinawaensis is the source of this 3167-nucleotide messenger RNA. The record is from the annotation of a GenBank genome assembly. Lineage: Eukaryota; Metazoa; Nematoda; Chromadorea; Rhabditida; Aphelenchoididae.
AUGCGUCUUCUACUGCUGAUAGGCCUAGUAAUCGGAGGCUUUGUUAAUGCUCAAGACAACCAGUUCAACAAUGAUCCUUCCAUUCCUAGUUUGGAUCAGUAAGUUUGAAAUUUUAAUUUUUUUUUCAAUUUUUUAAAAUUAAAAUUUUUAAAUUUCAAAAUAUUUUAAUUAAAAUUUCUGUAUUUUAGAACCGUUAGCCAAGAACAAGACCUCCCCCCAUCGCCAGAAUCCACCCAAGCCCAGUUUGAACCGGACGGAUCUCCAGUUGUAGCUCCAGCCGAUCCUUCCGCUUCUCCUGACCUACCGUCAAUGCCUUCUGAAGUCGUCGAACAUCUUUCUGACUCUCAGCCUGAAGAAAAUGUUAGUGAGGUUAAGCAAGAGCCAGUUGGAGAGCUACCGGUCGAUAUUAUUAAGCAACAUGAUGACGAUGAGGCUGAGAAGAAGGCUAUGGAUGCUGAAGCUGAAGCCAAGCCUAUGGAAUCAGAAGCUGAAGCUAAGUCAACGGAUUCAGAAUCCGAAAAAAAGGCUUCAAACGAAGAUCCCUUCUUGAAAAGCAUGGAAGCUUCGUCCACUGUAUCCAUUCCAGUAGUAGACGAAAGCCAAGCUACAGAAAAGCCAGAAGAAACUUCUGAAGCCGAAAAAGUCACCGAAUCUCCAGAAUCCGAAGAUAAAAUAAAAUCUGAAGCUACUGAAGCUUCUGAUGACAAAAUGGCUUCUGAAUCCACUACAAAAACCGCUUCCGAACCUGACGGUGAAGAAAAAACUGAAAUGAAGGAUUCUGAAACUCAAAAAGAAGAUACUGAAGCUAAAGAUGCCACUGAAGCUCCACAAAAAGAUUCUGAAUCUCCCAAGCCUGAAUCUGAAUCUCCUAAGCCAGAUGUUGACGUUGAACCGAAACAAGAUUCAGAAGCUGAGACGUCUGCUGCCACUGAAGCCCCAAAAGAAUCCUCAGACUCCGUUCCAGAACAAAUGCAAGCUUCUGAAGCCACCGAAAAGCCAGAAGACUUGACACCAGAAAUUGAGUCUACUACAACAUUCGUGGUCCCAGUCGUGUCUGAAGAGCAUAUGGAAGAGCAAACAGAAAAGGCGGCCACUUCAGACAAGCCAGCUGAUCAGGCUGACAUUGUCGAGUCCAGCUCACCAGCCCAAGACCAAUCAGAGCUCCAAAGCCAGCCAGAAUCCCAAAGCCAACCAGAAUCCGAAAACCGUGAUGAUUCUUCUACUCCUUCGUCUAGCCAAAUCUCGGCCGAGCCUGACGCUGCAGCUUCUGAGAAGGCGCCUGAAGCCACGCCAGAACCAACAGUCCAAAGCACCACCGACGAGGAGAGUGUGAUCGCCGGCGACAAGACUGUGUUCAUGCCAGAGAACAUGGCCGACCAGUUGGAACCAACCCCGGAACCGGUCCCCGAAGAGAAACAGAACCCAGCCGCAGCUGAGUUGGAAAAGGAAGAAAAAGAAGAUGAGAAUAAGGCUGAACCAACCGCUGAGCCAGCUCCAGAGCCCACAGCAGAGCCAGCAGCUGAACCCACUGCUGAACCAACAGCUGAGCCAGAACCAAAAGCUGAACCGACCGCGGAACCAACGCCCGAGCCAACAGCUGAAUCUACCCCAGAACCUGAACCAAAGGCCGAACCUAGCCCAGAACUCAUCGUUGAAUCAGAAUCGGAACCAAAGGCCGAGCCAAGCCCUGAACCAACUGCUGAACUCACUCCCGAACCAACUCCCGAACCUACGCCAGAAUCGACAGCUGAAUCAACUCCCGAGCCAGAACCUAAAGCUGAUCCCAGCCCAGAGCCAGCUGCUGAACCCACACCUGAACCAACUGCUGAGCCAACACCAGAACCAGAACCAGCUGCCGAGCCAACGCCAGAGCCAGAACCUAAAGCUGAGCCUAGCUCAGAACCCGAGCCCGAACCCAAAGCCGAGCCCAGCCCUGAGCCAGAACCUGAACCAUCAGCUGAGCCAACACUAGAGCCCGAGCCAGAACCUAAGGCCGAGCCUAGCCCAGAGCCAGAGCCAAAAGCUGAGCCCAGCCCAGAGCCAGAGCCAGCUGCCGAGCCAACACCAGAACCAGAGCCAACUCACGUUCACAACCAUGCCCAUCACGACGAACCAAGCGGUAAUGAAGUCAAGACUCCCUUCAGUCUACGCUUCACCAAUAUUGAUUUCUCGCCAGAGUUCAAUGACAAGUCUUCUGGACUGUUCAAGAAGCUACACGAUCAGAUCAACGAUGACGUAAGUUGACAUAGACCUGGUUUACCUCAACUUACCCUACCCUACCCUACUCUAAUAAUUUACUUUACCUCGUCUUACCGUAACUUGCACUGUCCUGUCUUACCGUAACCCACAUUGCGCUACCUUACCGCAGCCCACACUGCCUUAUCUUACCGUUGCCAUCCUACCUUACACUUAAGCUCAACUAUAACAAUAUUUUUAGUUAUCCAACGUAUUCCUGGACACAUUUGGCGACAACUUUGUCAGUUAUGACAUUAACUCGGUCCGCAAAGGCUCAGUAAUCAUUGAUGGUAAAGUGGUCACCAAAGAUCAACUAGGUGAUCCGGCCAUUAUUGCUGCUAGAUUGGAAGAUACGAUUGUACAAAGAAAUGCCAAGAUUGGUGGUAACGAUGUUGACAUCACAGCUGUGUCCAUCGACGGAGUAAUGAGUAAAGGUUCAGCUAGUGCUAAGGAGAGUGCAUCUUCAGCCAAUACCGGGUAUCUGGUUGGAGGAUCGAUCGCUAUUGGACUACUGAUACUGGUGUUUGUCAUCUUCGCUGUUGUCAUCUUUGGAGUAGGUUUUUCUUGCAGUUUUACGAUGGUAUCACAGGUAUAAAACAAAACUGAAAGUAUAAAAAAAAUGAUUUUGAAUAACAAAUUGGACUCAAAACUUCAUAUUUUAGGUCAACAAGAGCCGUCGACGACAAACCCUGAAGCUGAAAGAAGAACUAAGCAUGGCCGAAGGUGGUCGUAGUCCUUAUAAAUCAAAUGGCAAUGGAAUGUAAGUUAAUAUUAUACAAGACUAGGAAAUAUAAAGGUCUUUUGUUACCUAAACACCCCAAAAAAAACAUUUUUUUACUUUCAGUACCACCAACAAUGGCAACUCGCCAAUGCUGUUGAGCAGUUCGCAGUUCUCAUCGCCUCCGGCCGUUCAAAGUCCACAACGGAUUUAA